UUCUGAGCCAUGUUGUGGACAAGUUGGCUCGUCCUGCUGCUCUGCUGGGGGGCCACCAGCGGCGAGCAGCAGGCGGAGGAGAGGGACGGGACCCCGGUGGAGGCCCGGGCGGAACCGCAGAGACAGCGGUCCCCUCCCCCUGUGGAGCCGUUGGAUUUUGGGUUUGUACCGGCUGCUGUUUACGAUACCCACGCUUACUUUGAGCCAGGACCUAUUGGGCUUCUCUUCCACAUGGUCCACGCUUUUCUCUACGUUGUUCAGCCGAACACUUUUCCUAAAGAUCUGAUUGUUAAAGUUAUUCAACAAAACAUGGGAGGAAUCAAAAUAGAAGAAUGGAGAAAGCCAGACAAUGUGGUGCUGUUACUACAGACGAUCUACUACGAGGCGGGUUUCCUCAUAUGUGCGACUAUCGGCAUCCUGUUCGUGGUCCUGGUCCCCAUCAUCGCCAUGUGUUUCUGUGUGUGUCGCUGCUGUGACAACUGUGGAGGGGAGAUGCACCAGAGACAAAGAAAAAACGUAGACUGUCAGAGAGGUUUCUACACCGCCUUGCUCGUCGCCACCUCCAUCUUCAUGACUCUGGGAGUGUUCAUCGCCUAUGCUGCGAACCAUAAUGUCAGCGCCCAGAUUAAGAACACUCGGAGGUUAAUCAACAACAACAUGAGGGACCUUAAGACAUUUGCUAACAACACACCUACGCAAAUUGAAUACCUGACAGCCCAGUACACCACGGCAAAGAACAAAGUCCUGUCAGACCUUGACAACAUUGGACCUUUGCUUGGUGGGAGGAUCCACAGUCAGCUGGAGAGAGAGGUGGUGCCCUCACUGGACAAUGCGCUGCGGAUGGCAGGAGCCAUGCGGGAGACCAAAGAGGCUCUGGAGAACGUCAGCUCCUCUCUGGAGGUUCUUCAGGAGGGGACAGCCAAGCUUCAGGCCAGUCUAUCUGAGGAGCGGGCCUCUCUUUCCAACACUUUAUCAGACCCUGCCUGCACUAAUGGAGCUGUGUCGUCCACCUGUAACACCAUCCGCUCCACGCUCGCCCAGCUGGGAAUCAACUCUGACUACUCUAAGCUGCCAGAUGUUAAUCACGCCCUGGUCAAUGUCAAUACUGUCCUGAGAACAGACCUCAGCAACAUUGUACAAAAGGGUUACUCAUCCUUUAAUGAUACACCACAACUGGUUAAAGAACAAACUAAAAACAUUGUCUCAGCUCUACCUCGAGUGAAAGGCAUGUUGGAUAAGAUUGGCACAGAGAUCAACGGCUUCACCAAGAUGUUCCCAGUGGAAGCUUCUCUCGCCAAUUUCACCAUUUUCCUCACCCAAGGACAGAAAAAUAUUGAGUCCUUUUACCCACAGAUUGACCAAAUUGACUUUUACAGGUGGGUCGGCUGUGUGGCAGUGCUCUGCACGGUGGUCUUGGUCCUGGCCUUUAACACCCUCGGACUGCUGUGUGGCGCCUGCGGCUACGACGAGCAAGCUACACCAACAACACGAGGCUGCCUGUCAAACACCGGCGGCAACCUGCUAAUGGCUGGAGUUGGCUUCUCUUUUAUCUCCGUCUGGGUGCUGAUGGCCAUUGUCUCAACCUUGUUUGUUAUUGGAGGCAACGUGGAGAAGAUGGUGUGUGAACCCCUCGCUAACCGACAGCUAUUCAAGAUCAUAGACACUCCAUUCCUGGUUCAUCCCUCCAAGAAGAACUUCCUUCCUGGGAUGCUGUUUCAGAAUCCUAACAUUGACUUGACUUUGGGAAGCAUGUACAGGGACUGCUAUGAGAACAACGGUCUGUACCAUUCUCUGCAGCUGGAGACGAUGUUCAACAUCAACUCCUUCCUCAACAGAACUGUGUACAACAAGGAUCUGGCCAAAGUGUUGGAGGGAGUGCAGGUGGACCUGCAGGACGUAACGCUGCUGGAGCAGGCCGGCAGAGACAACCUCAUCAACUUUGCCAACUCUGGAAUCGGACAUAUCAACUAUGAAGCCUACCUGACUGAAUUAAAUAAAGGAGUAACUAUCUUGGAUCUCCUGUCCUUCUCUACUGACCUGGAGGCUCAGGCAGACCAACUGCCCCGAGGUGCUCUGGAGAACGCACUGAAAGGACACGCCAGCAGUAUCAGACAGAUCCACAGGGAUCAAGUGGUUCCAAUGGAGCAAGCAAUGAGUACACUGAGUCAGAGCAUCAAGCAGCUGCAGAGGAUGUCCAACGACCUGACGGUUAAGGCCACGAAUAUCCUGAGUGCCAUCGAUGCAGCAGAGUACCUCAUCACUCAUAACGCCUCCCAUGUGGUGAAAAGGGAAACCAAAGGCUACACAGAGAACUUGGUGGGAUACUUCAGACAGUACACAGCAUGGGUUAAACAUUCGUUGAGUUCAGAGGUGGCCCAGUGUAAACCCAUCAGUAACAUUGUGGACAGCAUAGAGAUUGUAGGCUGCAGCAUCAUAGUGGAUUCAGUGAACACAUUCUGGUUUGGUCUGGGAGGCUGCUGUGUCCUCCUGAUCCCCAGCAUCAUCGUUUCUGUCAAACUGGCAAAGUAUUACAGAAGGAUGGACACAGAAGAUGUCUUUGAAGAUAUCUCUCCCUAUCCCAACACUCUGACCCGGUUCCCUCGGGCCUCGGCUCCUCCGAGCUACGCCGACUGGGAAGGAUCUCCUUGAUGAGCGGACAAGAGGGCUGGAACUGAAAUUCCCCUCGAGGAUUUCUGGACAUUCCAGUUCUCUCCAUUCAGAUCUUAUAACACGUCGGAAGAUCAAAAAGAAGAACAACAAUUAGGAACUGUGUGGUGAGGCGUCCCACCCCCCAGUGCCCCUUCAAGCCAUUGGACAAGGACCUCAGAUGCCAACCAACUGUAAUUUAUAAAGUGUUAUUUCAUUCACAUCAGCACCGGAGCCGUCCUUCUAGUGUUUCAUACUAUAGAUCAUCAACGAUCACAGAAAUGUUCCUGCAUAGUUAGUUUUUCCUGUAGAUAAUUCAUUUGUUUGUACCUACAUUCUCACCUUUACCAUGGUGACACAAGUGUACAUUUUUUUACACUUUCAAAACCUUUGAAAGUUUUAUAUACUUUUGUUAAUGUUUGUUUUAUAACACAUAAGUAGCUUUUUCUAGGGGUAGCUUUUUCUUUUCUUGGUCAAUAUUUGUAAUGUAGCUUGCAUUGUUUUGACUGGACAAGUUGAAACGACCAAAUAAUCAUUGAUUCGCUUUCUUGUUGAGAGUUAGAUAAAAAAGAUGGCACUCUCGUGUCUUUUAGUUAAAUACCAGGAUCCAGUAGGAAUAGCAAUCAAUAUCACCAUCAAUGAAACCACUAGCAUGAUGGAAGAACACAUUCAUUUUCAUGGUGACUAUGUUCUGGACUCGGGGUAGGACUGAUCCGUAUCCCUGGCAGAGAACGCUGAGGUAGACAAAUAUGAGAUAUGAAGGGGGUCAUCGGAGUUUGCCCAUCCGUUCUACAUUGGUUUUUACAGACUUUUCUGGAGAAGGCUCGCGAGCGUGUCCCUCAACUAGUGUUGGUUGUGUGUUCAGCUGGAAUAGAAAGCUGUGUCCAUAUGUUCGACACAAAGUCAAAGCCGUUUCCAGUCCAGCCCUGCGAUUUAGAUCCUCCCCAAACUUGCUGUAAUGAGUGAGCUUCAGAGGAUGUGGUGUGUGGAGUUUGCUCCACUGGUCAGAGCAAGGCUAUCAGUCAUUUUGCUAAGCUAAGCUAACUUUGUCAAUGGUGUAGCUUCAGGGCUAGUAUACAGACAGGAUACUGAUAUUGAUCUUCUCAACUAACCUUCAGCAAGAAAGCGAAAAAAACUGGAAGUUCUUGUUAAUUAUUUAAAACCUUGAGACAUGGAGACAUCAGUCCAGAAUUAAUUAUGGUCCACCAGGAUGUAAAGAGUUUCUAGCUUUUCAACAGACACAUGAGUUACAAACCCAGCAAGGUUUCAAGACCGCUAACAAACAAAAUAUUGUGUCUCCAUUUUUUACCAGACCAUUAGAGACCACUAGUUGCUUGUGUUUUUUUUUUUUUUUUCACCAUUCUGGGGUUGGGAUAAUACAAAUCCCAGAAGCCUCUUUGGUAAAAGAGGCCUGUUUGAGGAACAAAGCGUACACACAAAUAUUAUAUUACAGCUGGAGUCUGUGGUGAAGGCGCGAAACUGUGAAUAAAAACGUCAGUCUUA
This is a messenger RNA of Trematomus bernacchii (emerald rockcod), 4149 nucleotides long. It is a transcript of the gene prom1b, whose product is annotated as prominin 1 b. Gene Ontology annotation, molecular function: cholesterol binding. The record is from RefSeq and is a predicted model, not a curated record. Bases 10 to 2649 code for a protein of 879 amino acids. Gene Ontology annotation, cellular component: cilium; apical plasma membrane; cell surface. NCBI's taxonomy places the organism in Eukaryota, Metazoa, Chordata, Actinopteri, Perciformes, Nototheniidae. The transcript is spliced from 27 exons.